Molecule: messenger RNA, 2090 nt
Organism: Anopheles coluzzii
Lineage: Eukaryota; Metazoa; Arthropoda; Insecta; Diptera; Culicidae
Product: probable 4-coumarate--CoA ligase 1
Exons: 2
Coding region: 122-1798 (558 amino acids)
Biological process (GO): long-chain fatty acid metabolic process; fatty-acyl-CoA biosynthetic process
Molecular function (GO): long-chain fatty acid-CoA ligase activity
Source: RefSeq, a predicted model, not a curated record
GGGUGCGCGAUAACAAGAGUGGCCAGAUGCCACCAGUGUAAAGUGGCACUCGCUCUCCCUCUCUGUGCCCGCGCUUAAGCGCCCAGCCCGACAGUUACCUGUUCCACGCCCGUGCGUAAGCAUGGCGACCCAGUACGAUCCGGCUGCCGGCUGCUGGCGCGGCCCGGACCGACCGCCCGUGCUGAAUCCGGCCGCCAACCUCGGCCAGGUGCUGCUGAACGUGCUGGAGCGGGCGGGCCCGAAACCGGCCCAGCUGAACGGUGACACCGGGUACGCGAUGAGCGGGGACGAGCUGCGCCGUCGCGCGGUCCGCUUCGCCAGGCGGCUGAUCGGCCCCGACCGCUGCCAGCAGGGCGACGUGGUGGCGCUGAUGGCGCGCAACUCCGACGACGUGGCGCCGGUCGUGCUCGGUUGCUUCCUGGCCGGCGUAACGGUCAGCACGCUCGAUCCGUCGUUCGGCGUGGAGGAGGUGGAGCACCUGCUGCGCCUGACCCGGCCCCGCAACGUGAUAGCGGAUGCGGACGCGCUGCCGGUCGUCUACGAAGCAGCCGGGCGGAUCGGCCUACUGCUCGCGGCCCAGCCGUACGUGCUGCUCGGUGAGCCAUCGGCCCAGUGUCUGCCCGUGGCCGACGUGACCGCGGUCGAGACGGACGAUGAGGACGGGUUCGUGCCCGCCUACCGGGGCGAUUCGGCCGCGCUGACGGCCGUUAUUGUGUGCUCGUCCGGCACGACCGGUCUGCCGAAGGCCGUUCGUAUCUCGCACGCCCAGCUGAUCGGACCGUACCAGCGCAUCAGCCAGCUCGAUCGCCGCGACACGAUCCUGUGCUUCAGCACGCUCUACUGGAUCUCCGGCUGGCAGAUGCUGAUGACCGGUCUGCUGAACGGGAUCCGGCGCGUCAUCACGACCCGGCCGGCCACGCCGCAGCUUGCGAUCGAGCUGUGCAAUCGGCACCAGGUGACGCUGCUGCUCGUGACGCCCACGAUGGCAACCGACAUUGUGCGCACGCUGGAGGCCUCCGCCGAACGGUUGCCCUCGAUCAAGCUGUUCGCCGUCGGCGGCAGCACGGUGUCGAAGCGGCUGCGGGAGGACAUCAAUCAGCGCGUCCUGGUGGCUGGCAGGGGUCGGUCGCUCGUCGGGUACGGCACCAGCGAGACGGGCAACAUCGCCUACGAGCUGCUGGUCCGUGACGAUUCCGUUGGCUUUCUGCUGCCCGGUGUAACGGCGAAGAUCACAGCGGAGGAUGGCCGACCGCUCGGUCCCAACGAAACGGGCGAACUGCUUGUCCGGCCGGCGCACCCCUUCCUCGGGUACCACGGUGACGUGCCGGCGACCGAGGCCACCCUGGCCGCGGACGGGUACGUGCGGACCGGCGACAUUGCGCGCUUCGACGCGGACGGCUACCUCUAUCUGGUGGACCGCAAGCGGGAAAUCUUCAAGUACGACGGGUUCCAGAUCGCCCCGACCGAGCUGGAGGACACGAUCGCGGAGCUGCCGGGCGUCCGGUACGUGGCCGUCGUCGGGUUGCCCGAUCCGGCCCGGCCGUACAACGAGCUGGCCACGGCGCUGGUCGUGCGCGAACCGUACGAAUCGGCGAGCGCCCCGACCGAACGGCAGGUGGUCGAGCACUGUGCCCGCACGCCGGACGGGCGGGCUCGGCCGGCCCACAAGUGGCUGCGCGGGGGCGUCAUCUUUGUCGACCAGCUGCCGAUGACGGCGAGCGGGAAGGUGAGGCGGGCGGCGGCCAAGCAGCUCGCCGCAAGCCGGUGGAAUCCAAGCGGACCGCCCCCGUCCGGCUAGAGAGGUGACCGGCGUGGAAUGUGUGGAAGGGUUUAGUGGACGAUACGGUACAACCACUUCAAAAAUAGGUUGAUAGGGAAUGGCGGAGGAGGGGGGGGGGGAUUGGGACAGAGGGUGGUUCGUAGCUAUCUUAUCGAUUGAGAUGGAAUGAUGCAACGACAUAAACUUGAUACAGCGCUUUCCCAUAGUUUUUGUUUUUGUUUUCUUUUCCAGGGAUUUUAGAAUGCACUAGUUGAUUUGGCCAGGUUACAAUGCAGCGCAAAUAAAUUUCAAAGAGCCCUUUUACACUUAA